This is a messenger RNA of Sesamum indicum (sesame), 1435 nucleotides long. Its product is annotated as 12-oxophytodienoate reductase 1. Gene Ontology annotation, molecular function: oxidoreductase activity; nucleic acid binding; zinc ion binding. Gene Ontology annotation, biological process: DNA integration. The record is from RefSeq and is a predicted model, not a curated record. Lineage: Eukaryota; Viridiplantae; Streptophyta; Magnoliopsida; Lamiales; Pedaliaceae.
GGCGGAGGUUCCUUCAGGUUCCGGCUGCUAUUAUUUGCAUUAAUUGGCCAUCUCAAAAGAACCCUCUGACUAGAUGAUUAUUUGUUCUGGUGAUUGAAGAGUUCAGGACCCCUUCAUCCAUUGAAGCACAGUGGUGGUGUUAUUUUCUCCCAGACAUCAGCAGUUUGACGAAAAUGGGAGAAAAUAGAGAGGAAGCUGACGAUAAGCUGCCCAUUCCUCUCUUAUCUUCUUACAACAUGGGAUGUUUUCAUCUAUGCCACAGGAUAGUUUUGGCACCGAUGACAAGAUUAAGAUCCUACAACUUCAUGGCACAGACACAUGCAGUUCUUUACUACUCACAGAGGACAACAGAGGGUGGAUUCUUGAUCUCUGAAGCCUCUGGAAUCUCAGACACUGCUCAAGGGUAUCCACAUACUCCAGGCAUAUGGAGGAAAGACCAAAUGGAAGCAUGGAAGCCAAUUGUUAAAGCAGUUCAUGAGAAAGGAGGUGUUUUUUUCUGCCAGCUUUGGCAUGCUGGCAGAGUUUCAAACUAUAGUUACCAGCCCAAUGGGAACCCUCCAGUUUCUUGCACGGACAAGCCGAUUCAAACCGAUGUGGAUAUUGGAGGCUCCAACGAAGCAAUCUUUUCACCGCCUCAUCGACUCACGGUUGAGGAAAUCUCUCAGAUUGUCGAUGAUUUUAGAGUGGCUGCAAAACACGCCAUUGAAGCAGGCUUCGAUGGGGUAGAGAUUCAUGCAGCAAACGGUUACCUGGUCGAUCAAUUCAUGAAAGACCAAGUAAACGACAGGACCGACGAGUAUGGAGGAAGCUUAGAGAGCCGUUGUCGUUUCCCAUUAGAGAUAGUGGAAGCCGUGGCACAGGAGAUAGGACCCCAGAGAGUCGGCAUUAGGCUCUCACCCUAUGCUGACUACAACGAAUGUGGGGACUCAAACCCGGACGCCCUCGGCCUAUACAUGGCCAAGGCACUAAACAAAUACAACAUACUCUACUGCCAUGUGAUUGAGCCAAGAAUGAUAACGCAGUUUGAAAAGCAAGUUACGAGAAGCAGCUUGGUUCCCAUGAGAAAAGCUUUCAAAGGGACGUUUAUCGUUGCCGGGGGAUACAAUAGGGACGAUGGCAACGAAGUUAUAACCCGGGGCGGAGCUGAUCUCGUGGCGUUUGGGCGAUUGUUCUUGGCUAAUCCCGAUUUACCGAGGAGAUUUGAGCUUGAUUCGGUUCUUAAUAAGUAUGAUAGAAACACAUUCUACACACAUGAUCCUGUAGUUGGUUACACGGAUUAUCCGUUUCUUGACAUCAAUUCAUAGAACUUGGAGAAGAUUUAGCAAAUUUACAUCUUAAAGUGUCUAAUUCUGAUUGUACAAAUAGCUAUUAGAUGUGUACUUCAUGAUCCAGCUCAAAUGGACUGAUUUAUUAAAAGCUGUUGGAUCCAGAUAAA